Pararge aegeria (speckled wood butterfly) is the source of this 676-nucleotide messenger RNA. Its product is annotated as neurexin-3-like. The transcript has 3 exons. Bases 212 to 676 code for a protein of 154 amino acids. NCBI's taxonomy places the organism in Eukaryota, Metazoa, Arthropoda, Insecta, Lepidoptera, Nymphalidae. The record is from RefSeq and is a predicted model, not a curated record.
CUCGCGCCAUGCGUCCUACAACCUGAUCUAAUUACAUAAUCCAACCUCCCAGUUCAUUAAUCACCACUACCGAGUGUGCAGUGGCUUGUGUGCGUCCGUGUGUUACAUAUUGUGUUGUUGCAGGCGCCGAUGGACUUAUAAAAGGCACACAAGAGAUGAAACGCAAAAGGUCGCUCACAUCAGCCGUCGUUUGGUGACGUCACGGGCAGCCAUGGCGGACCACGUCAGAACGAUGCGCUAUAUCCUGUUCACCCUCCUGUCCCUCUCCCUCAACAAGAACCUGGCCUUCGUCCUCGACAAGCAGAACCCCUACUCCCAAUUCAAAAAGUGGAACGCCGGUUUAAACGGGACAUUAGAACUUGAGUUCAAAACUGACCAACCGAACGGUCUACUUUUGUAUACAGACGAUGGGACUUACGACUUUUUUGAGUUGAAACUAGUGAACGGUGCGUUGCGUCUGAGAUAUAAUUUGGGGGGUGGUGCGCAGAUAAUAACGGUGGGAAGCAAUCUGCACGACGGCCACUGGCACAAAGUUCAGGUGGCCCGUCGAGAUGAGCAGACCUCGCUGUCUGUAGAUGGUAUGACUCAGAACAAGACGUCGCGAGGCAAAGAAUUCGUGUUCGGAAAGUUCAACUCCAACUCCGACGUCUUCGUGGGAGGGAUACCGCCAUCGUGA